CUCCUGUUCAUAUCCAUACAUGCCCUCAUCCGAGCUUCCAUAUAUAAUUGGAUCAUAUCACAUAACUUCAUGGUAUUUCAACGGUAUUCAUCAGAAAAAGGUUCUAAUAUCUCCUAUUGGAUAUUUCUGUGUUAUCCAAUUCCUUGCGAUAAUAUAGUCCGAAUCGGUGUGGUUUUCCGCGCAAGGGACAGUAUCAUCUUCUCAAACAAUCAUACCAAAUUGAAAAGGACCCAACAAAAAAAAAUCCGUAAAAAUACCAUAUCUCCUAUUCUAUUCGUCUUAAACUCUUUUUCUAUUAUCUUUCUGUUUCUUCAUAUCAUCAUCUCAUAACCCGCAAAUUACCUUUACCAAUACGAAAUUGGUUCAUUUUGUUCACAAAAGCCGCUCAAGGCUCCUAGCUUACGCACAAUAACUCCCAUACAAGGGCCUUGCUCUCCAAAAGGCGAUGGACGUAUUGUCCGACAUCAACUCAAGCCAUGUCCUCGUGCCUGAGCUUGAAAAAGCGGCCUCGAGACGUGCGUACGCCAACUUCCAGUACAGUUGGUCAAAGCGUACCAUGCUCGCUUUAGUUGAUAGUUCACAGACAACUCAACGAUCGUUACAGCGACAACUUAGUCUGUCCGAAAAUUCCUCCUGUACGUCCUGUGAUUUGAAUUCGGAAACUUCCACUGACUGUACAACACCCACUUCAAUUGGCCAGAUGCCAGAGGACCUUGUGUUUCGGCGUAAGCAAUCCAUCAAGCGAACAUAUGCUUUUAAUGAGCUGAUAGAUACCGAACGGGUGUAUGUCACCGACCUUCGCGUGAUGGUAGAGACCUACUUCAACGCUAUGCAAAAACAAUCAUGGAUAACAACGGAAGACUUACGAAUAAUUGCCAGAAACAUAAAAGAUAUCCUUGAGGUUCAUGUCAGGUUACUGGCGAAAUUAGAAGCUUGCUCACAAAAUUAUCAUUGGGAGAACAUACAUAAUCGAUAUUGUCAACUAGCCGAUGUUUUUGUGACUAUGGGACCCAGUUUCAUGGUAUAUGCUGAAUUUUGCGGCUCACACUCAAAGGCAACCAAGAUUUGCGCAAACUAUCAGGCGCGGCCCGAGUGGAUAUCCUUUUCAAAAAUGUGUCUCCUUGAAUCUGAUACAGCAACCAUGAAUGACGAAGCUUCAUCCACAGCUUCAGCAAGCACACGUCUUCAUUUGGAUGACUAUCUGAUUAAACCUAUACAACGAAUAUGCCGAUAUCAACUGUUACUAAAGGAAAUAUUGAAAAGCACGGAUAUGGCCUCUUUAGAAUAUGAAAAGUUGAAACAUGCCUAUGAUAUAAUGCAAACAAUUGUAACAUCAGUUGACGAACGGAAGAAUCAACGCGAUCUAGCGGAUCGGUCUCAAGUAUUUCUUGAUCGACUAGAAGAUGACUGGAGACUAGCGAAAUCAUUUGUGUCGAGUUUAGGAAAUAUCUCUAUGAGCGGCGCACUUGAAGUUACAUAUGCGGCAGAUCGACUAUCUGCCACUAAAACACGGUAUAUGGGCUGCUUUUUGUAUUCUACUUAUAUGAUCAUUGUAAAAGCAAAAAAGAAUAGCAUAUACGAAGCAAAGCAUUGGUUCCCUAUCAACAUUUUUGAAGUCAGAGAUCUUCCAGAUACUGAAGGCCUCUCGCUUUCCUCAUUUAUGCUUGUAUCAAAUGGACAUAUGUUUGAAUUCUCGGCAUCUUGUCAGCAAGAAAAAAUAUUAUGGAUGAAAUCACUGCGCUCCAACAUUUUGUCGUCUCAACUGACCAUCGAGGAAGCCAUGCGAACGGACGGAAUAGGGAAAAGUGUUCCGGUUUCCUUUUACUACAAGUCUUCAAAUUCCAGCUUUCCAUUGAGGACAUCAAAAUCACAAUCCAGCAUAGCUGUCGCUACCAAAAAGGAAGACCCAGACUCGACACCCAUCCGCCGAUCUAGAUCAAUAACGGUUCAAUGCAGCAAGUCUAUCGAUAAUCUCAUUUUUGCAGCUGGAUACCAUUCUAUGUCAUUUGGAGCAAAGCCAAUUAUCAACCCUAGUAGAAGAUCUUCUGUUGAUCAAAUCUUCAGAUCUAGAUCCAUACUGAAACGAAGUGAUGAUAUUGAAUCCAACUAUACUAUAGAGCUAUUUUCAACUACACCUAGUCCAACAGAGUCAACUGUUGAACAUCAAGAUGGUGGGACAUUCAUAUCAGGGAGUACUCUUUUAACCGUGAAAAGGAUAUCACAACCACGACUAGCUCAGCAAUAUUCAAUCAAGAAUGCAAUUGAUCAGAAAUUUCUGGAUGUGUGCACGCCGGAUUACUUAUCGUCAAGAGCCUGGUACACACGAGAAAGGAACGCUGGAGUCACUCUGAAAAAGAGAAAAUCAUUGCCAUUCAUUCGACCUUCUUCGUCUGCUAUGUCGCUUAGCGCAGUCAAUGUAAAGCGCCGCACCAGUGAUGUUGGUCAUUCCGGAAGACGGAACUCUUUGGACAAGAUUAUGAAGGUGACUCCUUUAGAUGACUAUAUAGCAUUCCAAAAAUCUAUUGUAAGCCAACGAACAGAAGCAGCUCGACGGCCAUCUUUAACCAGCCAAGCGAUCAGAAAUAGUUGGUCGAAAGGUAGUGGAUCUAGCAGAAGCAAGGCUGAUGCAGCCAAUAUACACAAGAAUAGGGGAAAUUCUGGUAUAGCUGACGGUGAAGAUGAAGAAGAUGAGGACGUCGUUGCACCAUGGGAACAGACAAAGCCAGCCGUGAUAGGAAGCGAAGAAAGGAAUACAUAUUUCCAAGCUGAUUUACCAAAGAAUGCAGUUUUGGCAAGUGAGAAGCUGGUUUUAAGUCCUUCUAAACAGUGUUUAGGAAACCUUGGUAUAGCGUCUGGGUUUGCGCAUAACCAAGAGCGUGAUCCUGAGAUUACUAAAUCAGACGGACGGCGCAUCUCUCAAACAUUGAACUUUUGCAAGCCAAAGAGAGCCAUAUCCGCACCACCCAUUUCUCCAAAGACAACGCGAGCGCAACGUUCGCAACGGUCGACUUCUCUACUGGUUCCUAAAAGCAUCAACCCUGUACCGUUAUCUGAGGUCCCACAUCCAACAAUGAAGCGCGCGUCGCUGCCUCCUCCACUGGGACGUACCAUAGAGAUCUCACAACCAACUUCUUUUGCUUACUCCUCUACUCCUCCAUCUACUCCUAAAUCCGCAUUUUUUGAUUCUUUCAAACUCAAGCAAAUCCUUUGGUGGAAAUGAUUAUAAAGCUACUCAAAACACAAUUAUGAAAAAGAAACAUUUGGAUUAGAGCAACUGAAGGUGGAAAAGGAAGAUCAACUCUCACUAAUUCAUGCAUGCAUGCAAUUUGUAUCAUCUGAGAUAUAGAAUGAAAUCAUCAUAAAAAAAGACUUCCUAUCAUUUCUCAC
Molecule: messenger RNA, 3387 nt
Organism: Umbelopsis ramanniana AG
Lineage: Eukaryota; Fungi; Mucoromycota; Umbelopsidomycetes; Umbelopsidales; Umbelopsidaceae
Exons: 6
Coding region: 446-3220 (924 amino acids)
Biological process (GO): intracellular signal transduction
Cellular component (GO): cytoplasm
Molecular function (GO): guanyl-nucleotide exchange factor activity
Source: RefSeq, a predicted model, not a curated record